AUGAACCUUGGGAUGCUCAUACGCAAUGCAGAUGCGCAGUGUGCAGAGCUCGGUGAAGACUGUGAUUUGAAGGCGUCUCGAACCUCACAAUCUCCCAUCAUCAGCUCAACGGCCAAUGCCAACUGCCAGCAAACGAGCAAAUCCCCUACCAGGUCCGUGGAGAGAGAAAGGGCUGCCGACACUGCAUCUUCGCUGCAGGAAACUCAAGUCAGAGUCCUAGGCCAUUUCACCGAGAACGAUCUAUCUCUCACAGCAUCAGGUGCUGUCCAGAAAGUCACUGAAACGAGCCCAACGGGCACAACUUCAGACUGCAGAGUACAAUCGCCUGCAGAAAAACCUCCUGUCCCUAGCGAAGAGUCAGAAGGUGCCCUUUUGAUUGUCGAAGAUCUCGGACGAACCGAAUAUACUGGCCUGCGUUCUAAUAAAAGCUUUCUUCUAUGCGUUCAGGACGUUUUGCACGCCACCACUCGAGAGAACUUCCUGGAUCCGGCGGACCGAAACUUUUUGGAAACACCUCGCAUUGCCAAGCUACCACCUAUCCAAAGCAAAGAGUCUAUCGAAGCAAUAAAACUGUUUCCACCUCGAGAAAUCUCCUCUUUCCUUGUUUCUACGUUCUUCUAUUAUGUGGAAGCAACGUUCUUCUACUGCGACAAAGAAUGGUUCCAUACUACUCUCAAUAGCGUGUUUACCGGGAAUGCUUCUGGAAGUGCGGCCGACGAUGCAUUCAUAUGCUUUACGUUACUUGUAUUUGCCUUCGGUAGUCAGUUUGCACAUUUGAGAUCAAGAGACAAGCCCCAAGACUCUUUACCUCCAGGCUUAGACCCCGGUAAGAGAUUCUACGACUGUGCUCAGAAACUCAUUCCUAGAAUCAUAGCCACGUGUACCUUGAAGGGAAUUCAAGUAUGCCUACUGGCAGGUCUGUACAACUUGCCUUACAAUCUGCCUGAUACGGCCUAUCUAUACCUUGGAAUGGCUAUGAGGAUGUCAAUUGCCAGUGGGCUGCACCGAAAGACCCUAGCCGCUCCGCGCACAAGCAUCGCCUUAGGACGUCCCUCAAGCAUCGCGGAAGAUGCUGUAGACGCUCCGUUCCCAAAGUACCACUCUUCGCUGGAUGAACUGGAGUACCAAUCAAAUGUGCAGCAUCAAGUCGAAUAUCUCAAACUGACAAAGAUCAUUACUCAGAUUGUGCAGAACAUUCCUCUCGAGUCGAAGCUGCCAUGCGUUGAGGACCUAUCCCAACAACUAAAGCAAUGGCGCUCUCAGCUUUUCUCCAAUCUCCAUCCCAAUGACCUGCUUCCUAGCGAGCGAAAUUUUCGCACGACAGUUCAUCUGCAUAUACAUUAUCAUUGGGCAUGGAUUCUUAUGGGGCGUGCCUCCCUCCUCCAGAUUUCGCGCGAACGCAUUCAAGCCUUGUUAAGCUCUGCCCCUUCCUCUCCGGACCAGCCUCAUGGCCGAAUGGAUCUUGUUAUUGUCUGCGUCGACGCUGCUAAGGCGACUAUCGAGUUGAUUCUCGUUUUGAGAAAGCACAACUUACUUUGCCGCUUCUCGUUCACCGAUCAUCAUGCUUCGACAGCAGCACUGAUCGUAUUAAUACUCCAUAGUAUUCUACAACAAGGAGAUGAGACGAGCAGAAUCAUUGACGAUGGUGUCGAUAUGUUGCACUAUAUGGCACGCGGGGGCUGUCGUGGAGCCUCCUCGGAUCUCCAGACUAUUGAGCAGCUCAGAAGGCUCGCUUAUGACUUACGGAAGAGGAUAUAUAAGAGCGAGAGCGACUCUUCUACAGCGGUUCACAUGCAACCGACUGAUAUCACGAACUCCUACCAAGCUUGGGUGAACUGGAUGUCGGAGCAGGAAGCCUCCAGAAGUGAUGUAUGCGGGCUUGAAAAUCAACAUCCUCAACCAGCCCAAGAAAUUGUGCAUGGUUCCUCUCAAUUGCGUGGCUGUGAGCGCCCUUUUUGCUACGAAGCUGGCUCCAAUGAUAACAUGCUCUACAUGCCGAACGAUAGCUCGCUCGACCAGGGGAAUUUGAGCUGGAAUUUCGAUAUGUACAAUGGAUCCAUCGAUGACGGAGCGGUUCCUAGAGGUUUUGAGUGGGACGAUGGCAGGAUGGACGUACUGGAUAUGACGCAGCUUCUGGAAAGUCACAGUGGUCAGACUACCUACGGUCAGGGAUAA
Molecule: messenger RNA, 2175 nt
Organism: Pyrenophora tritici-repentis Pt-1C-BFP
Lineage: Eukaryota; Fungi; Ascomycota; Dothideomycetes; Pleosporales; Pleosporaceae
Source: RefSeq, a predicted model, not a curated record